Molecule: messenger RNA, 2224 nt
Organism: Macadamia integrifolia
Lineage: Eukaryota; Viridiplantae; Streptophyta; Magnoliopsida; Proteales; Proteaceae
Product: mannan endo-1,4-beta-mannosidase 6-like
Exons: 5
Coding region: 507-1835 (442 amino acids)
Molecular function (GO): hydrolase activity, hydrolyzing O-glycosyl compounds
Source: RefSeq, a predicted model, not a curated record
AUCUCAGUAACAGUUUCCAUGGGUCCAAGGAAUUGGAGUUACUUAUAUUUUUCCAUUCAAGAGUUCUUUUCUUAUGUUUUUACAAAUAAGGUUGGUCAACAGAAAACAGCUCAACCUGAUUGAAAAUCAGUUGAAAAUCAGAUCGAACCAACCGAUUGACAACCUUUAUGUGACCAUUCAACAACAGUAUUGAAGGUGUGAAGUAUAGAGCUUUACCACUAAUGGAAUCGUUGAGCAGGAACCAAGUCAAUAAAGGCUAAUGGGCAUCCACACGAAGCAUCAUUCGUUAGGUAAGAGGUCGAAGGCUUCAUUCACACAAUCACACCUUGACCUCUUACCUCACUUCAGUCCUCUCAAAGUCUCAAGUACUUUCAGGCAAAAAGAAAGCUCCCAGCUUUGCGUGCUACAUGCAAUUUCUCUAUCGGCUUGUGGGGUUAUAGUAUAACUAGAUUACUAGUAUAUAAACUGCAGAGAGAGUCCCAUGGCUGAGCAAGUCGCAGGAAGGGAUGGAGUCUCUAUGGAAGGAGAGAAAAGCUUACCCACUCUUGGGUUUUUUGUCUAUAGCUGUUUUUUUCUACCUGAACUUCUGUGACGAUCUUGCAUUCCCGAUUCUAUGGCAGCCAAAGAUGAUGGGUUUUGUUGGUACCAACUCCACUCAGUUCGUCAUCAACGAUGAUAAUAGGGAACAAUCAGUAUUCUAUGUUAAUGGGUGGAAUUCGUAUUGGUUGAUGGAGGUGAGUGUGUGGAGCACUUCGAGGUCUAAGGUUUCUGAGAUGUUCAGGAGAGGUUCUUUGAUGGGGAUGACUGUUUGUCGGACAUGGGCAUUCAGUGAUGGUGAUCGGCAUGAUGCUCUUCAGAUUGCACCUGGGGUCUUCAAUGAAAUGGUCUUUCAGGGCUUGGAUUUUGUGAUAGCUGAAGCAAAGAAACAUCAGAUAAGGUUAAUCCUUUGUCUAGUAAAUAACCUGGACGCCUUUGGUGGAAAAGAUCAGUAUGUAAAAUGGGCACAAGAAGCUGGAGUCGAUGUCUCGUCCUCGACUGAUUCAUUUUUUUCACAUCCAACUAUAAAGAGAUACUACAAGAAUUACAUUAGGGCAAUUUUGACAAGAAAGAACUCAUUAACUGGACUGAGAUAUUCUGAAGAGCCAGCAGUAUUUGCUUGGGAACUCAUAAAUGAGCCACGCUGCACAUCUAGUUCAUCUGCUCCUUUUCUUCAGACUUGGAUAACAGAGAUGGCUGCAUUUAUCAAGAGUUUGGACCAAAAUCAUCUGGUGACAGUUGGACUCGAAGGGUUCUACGGAUCACAAACAACUGAAAGAUCUGGAGUGAAUCCUGGGGAAUGGGCAGCCUCACUUGGAACAGAUUUUAUUCAGAACUCAGCAAUUGAAUAUAUUGAUUUUGCUUCUGUACAUGCAUACCCUGAGAGCUGGAUCACUGAUGCUGAUCUGGAAGAAAAAGCACGUUUUCUUUCACGUUGGGUGGAUUACCAUAUUAAUGAUGCGGAGAGAGUGCUGAAAAAACCAGUCCUUUUCACAGAGGUUGGCUCUUCACUGCACACCAAUAACCAAGGAACAAAUGAUCGAGAUUUUUUGCUAAAGAUUACUUAUGAUAAAGUAUACGAGUCAGCAAAGAAAAAGCAGGCUGGAGCAGGAGUCUUAAUUUGGCAGUUAAUGGUUGAAGGAGUGGAGAGCUACAAUGAUGAAUUCUCCCUUGUAGCAUGGGAGCACCCAUCUACUUACAAACUGAUUUUAGAACAUUCAUGCAGACUGCGAAUCAUGUUUGAGAAAGGCGAGACAAACAAGGAAGUUAACCAUGCAGAUCCUUGCUUUGGCAGCUAGGCCGUUGAUGGAUAUUGUUAAAUUGAUUUUCAUUCCAUAGUUGUCUGUAUUAAAUGAAAAGGAAGUCCAAAAUGUUUGAGGUACAUACCAUCUGUUGCUAAUGGCUUGAUGGGGAUCUGUUCUGAGAGAGAUAUUAACUGAAGUAUCGAGUUCAUGGAGGAAAUUUGAGCUGAUUGGAGGGCAAAGAUCCAUGGUGUCCAUGUAGCUGACACCAUUUAUUUGGGACAAGGCUGAGUUGUUUUUGUUUUUGUUGUUUAGAGAAAUAUGAUAUGAAGGGCCAUGCUUAUUAUCCAACUGGUUUGGCUUCAUCGAAGGUGUAAAUGUUGUAAUGAGAUUAUUUGUUGUAAUAAACUGAAUACGUUUGUUGAUAUAUACCAAAAUUACAGGGA